CUUCCCUUUAGCACAUGUUCUAGGCGACACUGCACGGGCGCCAAGCCCUGCUCGGAUUGUAAGAAAUGGGGGCCGAGGCUCCGGCAGCCUCCAAAAAGGCUAAACGGCCCAAAGUCGAUGCUAAGUCAUUAGCUGAUGAUGUUCGGCAAUUUGCAAGCACCCUAGGCCUGGCGAGUGGCGCUGCUGCCGGCGGCAACGACGACGACGCCUUUGCCGACUUCGCGCCGAGCAAGGCGAAAAAGUCCAUCGCUGCCGACGGUGGCCAUCCCAACAAGCGGCAACGCUUGAAUGAGGAUGGCGGUGACGGUUCGGCGGCUCCGGGACGCAAGCAGCCGCCGGCGCAGAAGAAGGCCGCCGUGAAGGUCACGGAUGCAAAGCAGCCAAAAGAUAACAAGAAGCAGGAGCAGCGCGGGCGGAAGGGCCAGGAUGGCCCCCGCGGUGGCGAUGACGAUGAGUUGGGUGGCGACGAGCAUGGCGGCGCCAAGGGCCGCGAGGGAGGCUCGUCGGACCCACUCAAGGCCCGCGACUGGAACUUUGGCGUCGGCCCCCGGCCUGGCGAGUCCAAGGGGCUCAAGUCGUUGCUGGGCAAAGGCGACUCCAACAUCUGGCACCAGGCGCUGGCCAAGCUGCCGCCGCUGCAGGCGGAAGAGGCCGGCGGCCAAAGCGUUGACCCGGACCUCUACGAGCAGCGGCGAGUAGCUGCCGAGAAGCUGAUGGAGUCGGAGGCCGCUGCCUUUGAGAAGGAGCUGUCGAAGCGCAACCCCACCGACUCGAACUGGCUGCAGCAGGUCCGGCGAGCCGGUACCAGCGCCGACAAGCUCGCGGCGGCCACGCUGCUGGUGCAGGAGUCUGCGCCCGGCAACAUCAAGGCUCUGGACACGCUGGUGACGCUGGCGGCCAAACGCGGCGGAGGCAAGGAGCUGGUGCGGCAGGCGCUGGAGGCGCUGCAGGAGCUGUUCACUCGCUUCCUGCUGCCGGACCGUAAGCUGCGCUUCCUGGAGCAGCAGCCGCUGGCGGCGCUGGGCCCUGCCUCCGCGCCGCUGGGCCGCGACGGCGAGCGCCGCCUGCUGCUGUGGUGGACGGAGGACUGCGUCAAGCGCCGCUACGCGCAGUUCGUGGCGGCGCUGGAGGAGCACAGCAAGGACAACUUGGAGUUCUUGAAGGAGAAGGCCAUGCGUGUAAUGGGCGAGCUGCUGGCGGCCAAGCCCGAGUGCGAGGCGGCGCUGCUGUCGGGCCUGGUGAACAAGCUGGGCGACCCCAGCCGCCAGGUGGCCAGCAAGGCGGUGUACCUGCUCAUGCAGCUGCUGGGCUCGCACCCGGUCAUGAAGCCGGUGGUGGUGCGGGAGGUGGAGCGCUUCGUGUUCCGGCCAGGGCUGGCUGACAAGGCCCGCUACUACGCCGUAGUCUUCUUGAACCAGGUGCCUCUGAGCCACCGCGCCAGCGAGGGCGGCGACGUGCUGGCCAAGAAGCUGAUCGACCUCUACUUCACGCUGUUCAAGCUGGUGGUGGAGGGAAGCAUUGGCAGCGCUGCGGCGCUGCGCAAGCAGCAGGAGGAGAAGUACGCCGAGGAGAAGCAGAAGUUCUGGCGCGAGCAGCGCAAGCAGGAGACCGGCGGCGGCCGGGGCGGGCGCGGCGGGCGCGGCGGGCGCGGCAGCUGGGGUGGCCGCGGUGGCCGCGGCGGGCGCGGCGAUAAGAAGUCCCGCCCUCCUCCACCACCCAAGUUCGCGGUGGCCGAGGAGAUCGACGCGCGCCUGCUGUCGGGCCUGAUCACGGGCGUGCGCCGCGCCUUCCCCUACGUGGCGCCCGGCGACGUGGAGCCGCUGAUCGAGUCGUCCGCCUCGCAGCUGUUCCGGCUGGUGCACACCGCGCCCUUCACCGUGGCGGUGCAGGCGCUGCUGCUGCUGCACCAGCUCAUGUCGGCGCGCGCCGCCGUGAGCGAUCGCUACUACCGAGCGCUGUACGCGGCGAUGGAGCGCGAGGGCCCCACCACCUCGAGCCGCGCGCCCAUGUUCCUGAGCCUGCUGUUCAAGGCCAUGAAGGAGGACGUGUCUGUGAAGCGCGUGUCCGCCUUCGCCAAGCGCCUGCUGCAGCUGGCGGCCGCCGCGCCGCCCAACUGGGCCUGCGGCGCGCUGCUGCUGCUGUCGCAGGUGCUGGCGGCGCAGCCGGCCCUGUGGGCGUCCAUCACGCACGCGGAGGACAUUGGCGGCGGCAGCGUGGAGUCGUUCAAGGACAAGGCGGCGCCCGAGGACGACGACGACGACGGCAUUGAGGCGUUCAAGGACGAUGACGGCACUGAUGAUGGUGAGGAGGCGGAUGAGGAGGGGGGCGGCGGCGAGGGCAUCCAGCUCGACAUCAGCGGCCGCAAGGGCGCCAACGCGCUCGCCAGCACCAGCGGGCGAGGCGGCGCGGGCGCGGCUGGCGGCGGCUCGCUGGCGGCGAAGUCAGCGGCGGCCAAGGCGGCGGCCGAGGCGGCGGAGGCGGCGGCGGUGUGGCCGCAGCCCGGCUACUACGAGAUGGACAAGCGUGAGCCGCUGUACGCCAACGCCGACCGCUCCUGCUGGUGGGAGCUGACGGCGCUGGCGGCGCACGCGCACCCCAGCGUGGCGGCCAUGGCCCGCGCGCUGCUGGCGGGCGCGCCCGUGCUGUACGACGGCGACCCGCUGCGCGACCUCGGCCUUGCGGCCUUCCUGGACAAGUUCGUCAGCAAGAAGGCCAAGCCGGUGACGCGCGGUGCGUCCGUGAUGGAGCCCACGUCCGCGCCUCUGGUGGCGGCGGGCGCUGUGCCGCUGCCGUCCAAGAAGGCGGCAGCUGCCUCGGGCGGCGCCACGCCGGCGGGCGCCACGCUGGCCAAGCUCAGCAGCGACGCCUUUGCGGCGCUGGCGGAGGCGCAGGUGGACUCGGCCGACCUGUUCUUCCACAAGUUCCUCAACCUCAAGGGCGUGCAGGACAAGCGCGCCCGGCGCGUCGAGGCCAAGCAGCGCAAGAAGGGCAAGGCCGACGGCGACGACGCCGGCGACGACGUCGAGGAGCUGGACGCCCUGGGCGAGCCGCUCAGCGACGCCGACGACGAGGAGGUCGACCGCUUCCUCGCCAAGCAGGAGGGCAUGGCGGACGAGCAGCUGGGCCUGGGCGGCCUGGCGAUGGAGGACGACGAGGACGUGGACGGCUACGAUUACGGGGAUCUUGCAAGGGCCAUGGAGGCGGGCGAGGGCCUCAGCGACGAGGAGGACGGCGGCGCGCGGGGCAGCGAGCUGGAGGACGAUGAGGACGAGGAGGGGAGAGGCGACGGGAGCGGCGAUGGUGAGGACGAGGGCGAGGCGGCCGACCUCAACGUGCUGGACCUGCCAAGCCCCAGUGAGGACGACGAGGCGGACAGUGAGGACGGCGACGCCGCCAGCCGCAAGGAGCGGCAGCGGGCCGCCCUGGCGGCGGUGGGUCUCACGCAGGCCGACAUCGACGGCCUGUCCUCCGAGGACGACUCGGACGGCGAUGUCGGGGAAGAUGACGACGACGAUGAGGAGGAGGAGGAUGUGGAGAUGGCGGACGGCGAGGACGCGGAAGACCUGCCCACCGGCAGUGGCUCCGAGGACGAGGACGCCGGCGAGGGCGAGGAUGACCAUGAGGAGGGCGAGGGCGAGGAGGGCGAAGAUGAGGACGACGACAGCGACGGCUUCAUGGCGGCGAUGAUGGGCGGCGGCGACAGCGAUGACGAGGAGAUGGGCGGCGCUGAUGACGAGGACCUGGGCCUUGAUGAUGAUGAAGACGCCCCCGCCUUGGUCCCGCUGGGCGGCAAGAAGGCCGCUGACAAGAAGGGCGCCGGCAAGAAGGAGAAGGGCGGCGGCAGCCUGUUUGCCAGCGCCGACGACUACGAGGCGCUGAUUGAGCGCGCGGAGAAGGAGGAGCGCGAGCGCAAGGCCAAGGGCGGCGACGAUGAGGAUGGGGACGAGGAGCAGGGCAGCCGUGGAGGCCGUGGCCGGGGGCGAGGGCGAGGGCGGGGCCGGGCAGGCAGCCGUGGGAGAGGCCGGGGCGGCGGUGGUGGUGAUAGCGGCGGCCGUGGCCGCGAUGGCGGCGGCCGUGGCGGCGGUGGCCGCGGUCGUGGGGGUGGCCGGGGUCGGGGCGGUUCCCCAGGUAGCCGCGGGCGAGGCGGCCGUGGUGGGCGCGGUGGGCGUGGUGGGCGGGGCCGGUAUUAGAUAGGGUCAGGCAGCUUUGUUCACAAGGUUCCAGCCCAGACGCAGGAUGACACGCUGAUGAAUGGCAUGUACAGUAUGUUGCGACGUUGAAGAUGUUUGUGAGAGAGGAACAGGAUGCCUGAAGGGUAUGGUCUUAUUACUGCGUCCUAAUGCGGUAACUGGUAAGCUUGUAAUUCUCGAAAGCUGGUUUGCUGCGGUGGGCUACCCCUCGCGCCUCGUCCUGGGCACAGCUAGAGCAGGGCCGCAGGGGUGUCGGCCUGACCCACAUGGCCUGCUUCCGGGGACGCGUAGGGUUUAACCGCCCCACUUGGCUGGGGAGCAGCUGGCUGCCACUGCGGGGCCCUGCGGGCCGAGAGGCUGGCAUAACGGCAUGCCGAGCUGCAUCAUACAAGGAUGCCGCAUCAUCCCAAAAGGACUUGCCAAGUCGCGGGCUGGUAAGACACGGACUAGGACAGUGCGGGCGGCGGUGCUGGAGCGGCGCGGGGCGCGCGGCGUGGGAAUCCAAGGGUCCGGGAAAAAAAGGGG
Messenger RNA from Chlamydomonas reinhardtii, 4715 nucleotides. RefSeq lists its product as uncharacterized. Bases 66 to 4190 code for a protein of 1374 amino acids. NCBI's taxonomy places the organism in Eukaryota, Viridiplantae, Chlorophyta, Chlorophyceae, Chlamydomonadales, Chlamydomonadaceae. Gene Ontology annotation, cellular component: nucleus. The record is from RefSeq and is a predicted model, not a curated record. The transcript is spliced from 13 exons.